GUUUAAUAAGUUGAUUAUACAUAUACCAUUUAAGCUAUUACUUGAUACGCCUCUUUAGUUACAAUAAUAUCCUAUUUCCUUUCUCUAUUUAUAUUUAUAUAUUUAUAGUAUAUAUUUAUAUAUUUGUAGUUAAACAUUCAACACAUGUCAGAAAACAAUGAAGCUUCAUCUCAAAAGCAUGAGCAACAGCAUAAUAAUCUCCGUAACGUUUUAAUUGAAAAACAAUUAAAAAAGAACUAUGCAUUAUCAGGUUGGGAAAAAGUCCGUAAUAAUAUAAAUGAAAUAAAUGAAAAUAGUGUUUUUAUUACUUCACCUGUUUCCUCACUUAACUCUUCACCUGCAUCAUCUCGUUCUAAUACACCUAAACUUCAUCAUCAAACACAUAACAAAAAGAAUCUUAACCCUUUUUCUCGAUCAUCUACAUUGGACAACUUUAUUCUUAAUAGUAGUGAAAAUAGACCAACAAUGGCAAAUACUACUCUUGCAGCAGCUCAGGCAGCUGGUAUGACUAAUUUCACACAUAACUUUCGGCCUGCCCGUCAUUACAACGGUGCUAUCUAUGCUACUUCUACCGCAGUGCAACAAGAUAUUUAUCGUUUAGAACGUGAUUUAGAUAAAAUCCUAAUACAGUCUCUUACACGUUCACAGUAUGCAAGCUUUGCCGAAUCUGCCUCUCUACUAACUACUUCCACUACUUCCACCACAAUAACAGAGAAUAAUAAUACAAUUAUUUCACCUACUACCUUUGCUAAAAAGGCAAUGUUUCAAAAACAAUCUAUUGCUGAUCUAUUUCAUUCAACUGCACCUUUUGGAUCCAGUAAUAAUGAUAUAGAUACUAAUACGCCUAUUAAUGAAGAUAGUAAGCGUAUAAAUGUAACAAGAAUAUCAACAAUUAUGUCAACCAUUAUGGAUACUCUUAAAAAACAUAAAGCAGCUACUCGACUACCUUUAGCACGUGAAAUCUUAGCAUUAUUAGCAGCUCCAUUUGAUAGAUGUCCUUUAUUAACAAUUGAUUGUGAACAAGCCCUAGAUAUCUUUGAAUAUAUCCAAAGAAAAUUUGUACAAAUAGAUGCUACAGAACAAUUUGAACGAUUGAUGUUUUGUUGCCGUUUAUUAGCUUCGGGAGACUUAACAUUAAAGAAACGUGUAUUAAAUAUAAUAAACAAUAUGCUUAUCCCUUGCAAGCACAAUACCACAUUUUUACCAUCCACUCCCCAAUCUUACCAUUCACUCGUUUAUACCCUCACGAAUGCUUUAACUCAAUUGAAUAUCCAAAAAAAAACUAUGAAUCAUGAAAUUGAAGAAACUGUGACUAACGAUCUAGAUAUGGAUGAAAAUCAUAUUCGGUCUGGCAUCAUUGAUAUUCUUGACAGAUUAGCGAAUGGAAGACUUAUACCACUCAUAGGAGAUGCAUGGUCAACAUAUUAUAAGAUUGACACAAUCUCAACUACACCUGUCUCGGUUGCAAAAUUCUGUGUUGUAGAGGGCCUUUGUAAAUGUUUGAUGGUAGGUAUUUGUAGUCAAAAUGAUCCCUACCAGGGGUUGCAUGAGCCUACAGUCGCACGACUUUUUGAAAGAGCCCGUGAUAUUCUUAUCUUACAAGAUCUUCUCGAACGUUACUGGAUUGAGCCAGAGCUUGAAGUCUAUCCUGCUUACUUUAAAAUUAUCUUUUUAUUUACAGAACUAGCAUGUGAAACGUUUUUAGCAGCCAAUAUUGAAGACCUCAAGAUUCAGACAUCAACUGUCUCAUUACUCUUACCAGUAAUUGUAGAUAAACUAUCACCCGCUAAAUUACAAAAUUAUUUAACAGAGAAAGAAAAAGAUAAGACUCAAAAUAGGAUAACAUCGAAUGUCAUUGUCAUGCUUCUUGCACUUUUAUCAAUAUGUAGCCUUGAGAACCGUCCACUAAGGCCCUCCUCGCCACAGCCUGUAUAUUCUCUAGACAAUCUUUCUUCGCUAAGUUUGAGCCCCCGUCUCUCUGUGUCUGAUUUUACUUACGAUAAUACCAAUCAAUCACCACUUAACGAUGGUCCAAGUAGUAUAAAUAUGAACUUUGACCACGAUGCUACAAUACAAUCUAUACUUUUGAAACUUAAAGGCUAUAUUGAAGAGUUUUGGAAAUCGGGCUAUAAAGAAUUUAUCAUAAGUGGUAUAGAGUCAAUGCAUCAGGAUGCUACAGGCGAACGUGUUGCAUGCACCUAUCAAAAUCUUGUCUUUCAUAUCGAUCCUACCAUCGGAGAAGAGAUUGUCAAAAGGACAUUAUCAAGUCUUUUUGCGCGACUUGUUGACACUUUUCCGCCCGCAUUACCUGCCAUCUGUCAUAUGCUGCAUGAGCUCUCUAAACGGUACAAGACAUUAUUUUAUAAGCAUGUUGUAUCAUGCGUGGCGACAGAUGAUGAGAUGAAGGUCAGUGAGUAUAUGAAGCUCAUUACAUGUCUUCGACGUUAUCUUUCUGGAGUACAAUUUUGGAUGCAAGAUGCAGAAAUGAUCAAUGUUUUACUACUAAGUAAUAUAGGUAAAUCCAAAAGGAAGCAACAUCAAAAUGAGUCUGUAUUGUCAUCGCAACAGUGUCAAGCAAAUAACGGCGUCUCCGAAAUACAAUGGGGGACCACUACUUUAGGCCAAUGUACAAUUGCUACAGAGUUUAUGUGGGCAAUAAAAGAGCUACGAGCCAAGCAAAAGGAUCCCUACCGUAAUAUGGAAGAAGAUGAGAUUGCAAAAAAGUUUCUAAUUGAUCUAGAAAGACGGUUAGCAGUCUUUUUAGCUGCCAAGGAAAAAACUGCGCUAAUGCCAAUGCCGAUGAGAGUUAUUUUUGUAAUCGAAUGGGCUGUUCAACCUAUAGCUUCACCAUGUGUGCAUACCUUUCAGUGUGAUUCACCGUCCAUUUGUCCAAAUGAAUCUCCGCCUAUCUAUCAUCCUUCCUCAAAUAAUAGACUUCCUGUCUUACAUACAAACGAUUUUACAGACAUAGUAGUCAUGUUUGAAAGAAUACAGAAUGUAUACUUAAAUGUCAUUCAGUUAGUGGAAUUUGAAACAAAUCACACAAAUGAUUCAUGCAGGGAGUCCCUUUGGAAGCCGAAUAUUACUUUACAAGAUAAUAUUAUUGAUACGCAAUCAGUCAAAGUACCUCAUCAUAAGCGACAUCAAGUCAUUCAAGCUAUGUAUCCUACUAGUAAUGCUGCUAUUAUGGCACUGGACUUAAAUCCACCAAAAUCCAAUCAUGAUGAUGCGACAACGGAUGAAGGCCCUGCACUCAAACUGGCCAAAUAUCGAUUUGAGAAUAUGGAAAAAAUUAAUCAGGAUGCCUUUGGAUCUGUCUUCUCUCUGCUGGCUGCUGUCUUUACAACUCUCUCCUCACAAGAGUUUGGACGACUUGUUCAGCCUCUUUGGGAGCAGUUUAUGGAUGAUCGGAAACCAAAAUCGUUUAUUCCUGCUGUAUUUUUAUUAAUGGAAUGUGGUGAAAAAAUACCCAAGACAAUGAUUGAAGUUUGCACAUAUGAUUUUUAUAGCGGUGAUCCUUUACGUCGUUUAUCUGUGAUUCAAAAACAUGCAUCCAUGUUUGCUUUUCGGUUUAAUGUCCUUAGUCAAGAAUAUAUUCCUAUUUCAUCUCGACGAAGACCCUUUCGUGGUGAUGGUGGUGCUUUCUCUACGCCCUUUGUACCUACUGAUCUCGGUAGUAAUCAAUUUACCCUAGAUGAGCCUCGUUGGAUGGCCAAGUUAAAGAAUGCAAGUAAUUUUCCAAUUGAAUUGAAACGACAGAUUCAAGAACUUGGCUGGGAUGAUGAAGACAAUGGCGAAGAACAUGAAGCGCUUAAAAAAGUUUUAACACCUCUUGCACUCUUACCUUCCCUUUUUUUGGAAGAAGAAGAAGAACGUAUGAACGAAGAUGACACUAUAAAUCCUGCUGUCUCAAUCAAUGGCAAAAAAAUUAAUAUUAGCAAGAUUAUUACUCGUCGUAAACGAGCAACAACAAUUCAUGCAUUAACAAUUGCCUUUUUGAGUAUGGUUGAUUUAUUAACCGAUGAUUACGGUGGUGCUUCAAAUGCUCUUCGUGAAUUACUCGAGUAUUUUUUACGUGAUGCUCCUGCUCUCUUUCUCCGCGCCUUUUUGAAUGAUUUGGGUAAAUUCAAUUUGGAACGACACAAAGAUAUGUUAACCCGUGUGAGACUUAUGACUAGUAUGCAGCAUAAGCUUCCACCGGGAUUUACACAUAUCUUGUUUAAUUACUUGGCUGGUAUGUGCAAAUGGCUUGUGCGUGAAAAUAAGAAAAGGGAAGGACUAGCUUUGAUGACUCUGAUGCACCCUAUUCUUGCUGAAUUAACGUUAUCUACUAAUGAUUUAUCUAUUCGUGAUUUAAGAAAGAACAAAAUUGAACAUCUUUUGAUCAGCACAGGCCGAUUUUGGUUUACUCAUGAACAGCCUGCUGAACUAUUUCCACGCAAUGUUUCUAGUGAAAAGACUCCCUUUAUUGUCCUUGAUAUUCCAGAAGAUAUCUUUUCCGUAGCUAUGUUACGUAUCAGUCAUAUCCAGUUCUUAACGAAUUAUUUAAUAAGGUAUCCAAGAGAAGUAUAUGCAGUUAAGAAAACGCUGCAAGACUAUGAGUCCACACCUAAUCCGGGUAAGAAAGCCAAGGUGACUACUAAAUGGAUAGCAGAGGAAUCAUGCUACCCUAAUCUUGCUCGCCGUAGACGAUAUGGCAGAAACACAUACAUCUAUGAUGGCGAAGGGGAUAUGAUAAAAGACAGUUUUAUGCCGGAAUGUAUGGCAGAAGAAGACGAGAUCCUUAAAACAGCUAGUAGACAGCCUACUCAGCAGCAUUUGGACAUUGAUCUUCUCUCUUCUUUACGUGCUCGAAUUUGGCUACGAUUUGUUGAUUGCUUACUUAAUGGCCUUAAUAAGAAUUAUAAUGACCGUGAUGAGUUAGAACGAAUCCUUCAGGGUAUAAAUUUAAUCAUCAUUGAACAUACUCGCGAUUUUGGCAUUAUUGGACAGGCUUUAAUUCUUUAUACACGUGUUGUUACACGUUUCAAGCGAUUAUUUAUCUCUAAUCGAGGCUAUACAGCUUUCUUGCCUGCUUUAUUCAAGGUAUUUUGUGAAGUGGAAUGCUUUCCUCAAGUAAGAUCUGCAAUUAUCUUUGCUUGGUGUAGAUUUUAUGCAGUCCAUGAAGAGUCAUUUGUUUUUCAGAUGCUUGGUACACUAGUACCUUUAAUAUUGAAUGCAUACACCAAAUCAAGUGAAUUAGGAUCUUGGAUGAUUGACAAUUUGUUUAUCUUAAUGCAGGCAAUGCAUAAUCCUCCACGCUUGGGGGCCACCUCAGAUGUAUUGGGAUUGCAAUUACAAGUUGAGUUAGAUGAUCAUGAACGAAGUAUCCAAGAACGUAUUGAUGCUGUAAGCGAUCCAAUGACGAUGUCAUUAUCUACAGCUAUUUUUAAACCUCUUGCUAGGAGCGUAACAACACCUAUAUCCUCUUUAGAUCUUAAUAACUAUAAUAAUAAAUCCUUUGAGCUUCAAGAUUUUAUCAAGCUGUUUUUGACGAUUAUUGCCUAUGACCCUGGAUCUCUUCGAGCUGAACAAUUUGUCAAGAUCUUCCGUCACUUGAUUCCUCGAUUUCAUAAGUUAUCAAUUGUAAAAGAUUUGAUGGAUGAAGGUGUCAGUGCGCUAGUCGAUGUAUUUACUAAAUUUAGCAAACAUGCUAAAGUUGCCGCCAAUACUGGACAACCUAUAAAUGGUGGCGGGUAUCAAGGUGUUUCAACUGGUAUAGAUCAUGAUACUCGUAUCCCUGGCAACAAUAAUUCACGUACUGAAUCAGCACAGCAUGCUUAUGGUAAACAAUGGCAGCAAAACGAUAAACUCACUGUGCGAAUAGAAUUUAUAUCACUUGUGCAUGAGUACUUGAAAAAUGGAGGUACACUAUCUGAAGUAUCCCAUGAAAAGAUGGCAAUGAUUAUUCGUAGUGUCAUGCGUGAUUAUGGUAACAUGAAGGGGUAUAUCUUUAAAACGGAUUGGAUUAAAGGCUAUCUAAUUGACUGUCUACAUUCAAUGGCUGAUAUUCGUAAUUAUACAAAAUCUUUUAAAAAACUACUAAAUCAGAUUUUUUCUCAAUAUCGUUCGCAAUGGAAGACGAUAGAGGCUUCUGAUCUGUAUGAUGGAUUAGCGGUUGUCCUUGAGCAGGGACAAGGGAAACCAAUGAAUAUGCAUGACAUUGCUAGUGUGAUGAAUGAGAAGUUUGUCAUAUUUGGUUUAAAUAUCGCCACUCGUACUAAUUGGGAUGGUGACAUGAAGGGUUACAACAAAUUUUGUAAUUCAUUAGCGCGUUUGAUUAUUGCUAUCAUGGAGAAUUCCACACAGGAUGUUCUAGGAAAUAUUGAACAAUUGACAGCUACACCGGAAUUAAUUGCACAUAUACUUAUACCUAUAUGUUUACAAUAUAAUUUACAAUGGAAUUAUAGUAGUAAUAUAUCAAUGUCAGGUCGGUUUAGACCAGAUCCUACAAGUAACUGGACUCGUCUUCUAAAUUAUAUUUCACGUGCCUGUAGUCAAGCAUCACUAUUGAAAAGCAAGAAUUCUGGGUUUUCUCUUUCUAAUCUGACAUCAACGAUGGGACAGACCAUGCCGCAGGAUGCAAUCGAUGCUAAUGAAUUUCUAGAUAUUAAAGAUAGCAAACAAACACCUCAAUCGGUUGCCCUUUUAUUUUCCCUUAGUUUUGUAGCUAUGAAAAUUAUUUUAGUAAGAGGUCAUAGUUCAUUUAACAAAGUAAAAGGGGCAUGGGCUCAAGUAGCAUUUUUUAUUAAAAGUGCCCUCGUAUUUGGACAAACAUUAAAGUUCCUCAAACCAAAAUCAGGUCGUUCUUCACCUAAUAUUCCAGCAACUCCAGUGACGACUGGAUUAUCACCAGGAGGGACUGGUAAUGGUAAUGGAGGAGUAUCAGCGAGUAUGUCUACUUGGGCCCAACAUCUGUCACCGGAAGGUCGAACUACUUUUUCAUUUACAGCUCCUUUAGGAGUUAGUAAUAUUUAUGAUUUUACUACAUGGCGAUUUCUAGAAUUUGUCGUUUGCUAUAGAUGCCCAUUAUUUGUAAUGUUGAAAGAUUUUAUUCAACAAAAAUUAUUGACUAUGGGAGGAAAUGUUAAUAAUAGGUCAUCCUUUUAUACCCCAAGCCCUAGUCCUCAUGUUAGCAUGAAUUUUGGUGGAACCAUCGAAACAGGUGGCAGUCUGAACAAUUCACCACGAGAAACUAAUAAUAUGAGUAAUGCGCCUAAUCGAUGGAAGAGUUGGGGAGGAAGCUCAUUAUCAUCUCCAAGACAGCCUUCUUCCUCUUUUGGUAUUAUACCUCAGUUAAAUAUACAAGACAUAGAUGCAGAAAAUAACAAUACUACAUCAUUACCCAAUGGAUCAUUAACGUCUGGAUUAGGUCUCCAUAUUCCCGGUAAAGCAAGUAUUAGUAGUUCUACAAAUGCGUCUUCAUUACAUACAGCACCUAUACCUAAUUUAUCUUCGCCAUAUAGCAAUAUAGUAUAUGAGUCUUCAGAUGCAGAAAGUAGUGUUCCACCAACAAGCCCCUACUCCCCCUCAUCAGCUAAACCGAAUAAAAAUCGGACCUCCUCUACAAAUUCUGUUCCAGGACAAGCUAUAUUUGAUGUGGGUGGGGAUGAAUAUCCAGCAUCCACUACAUUACACAUACUCCAUGCUGAAUCGAUUACAUCUAUUAUUCAUGUUCAGAUUGCUAUGGGAUUUAAGCCAGCUUUGCCUUGGAUAGCAGCCAAAAGUCACCAGAUAAAGCCAUGGAAACAAAAAGAAACAGUUGCCAAAUUAGCUAAUGAGUGGCAGCUCUUACUUCAACUUUAUGCAGAAAGUUAAUAAUAUUAUGUUGAACAAAAUAACUAAAUGAAUAGAAUACAUAGAUGCAUCUGUAUAUUUUUUACUCCAAUAAUUACAUUAUAGUAUCUAUUUAAACAUAUUUACUCAGCAAUUGAAAUAUCUUUGUAUGUAUGUUUAUUUAUUUUCUUUUUUUUUUAAUACUGGUUACAAUAUAUGCAUAUAAUAAAACGAAGCCAUUCUUUGGUAACGAA
Molecule: messenger RNA, 8069 nt
Organism: Cokeromyces recurvatus
Lineage: Eukaryota; Fungi; Mucoromycota; Mucoromycetes; Mucorales; Mucoraceae
Exons: 6
Coding region: 145-7857 (2570 amino acids)
Biological process (GO): monoatomic cation homeostasis
Cellular component (GO): cation channel complex; axon
Molecular function (GO): monoatomic cation channel activity
Source: RefSeq, a predicted model, not a curated record